This is a messenger RNA of Camellia sinensis, 1054 nucleotides long. RefSeq names its product homolog of bacterial MinE 1 (gene MINE1). The record is from RefSeq and is a predicted model, not a curated record. NCBI's taxonomy places the organism in Eukaryota, Viridiplantae, Streptophyta, Magnoliopsida, Ericales, Theaceae. Gene Ontology annotation, biological process: cell division; regulation of division septum assembly; chloroplast fission.
GCUUCAGUCUUGCUGCUGAACACCUGAACGAAAUCCCCUGGAACAAACCCUAACGCAGUGUAGAAGAGUAUAGCAAGUGAGAGAGUGAGAGAGAGAGAGAGAACGAAAAUGGCGAUUUCUGGAGAUCUGAGGGUCUCUGCAACAUUGGGAUCUUAUCCUACACAGCCCCUUCGAAGCUCUUUGCCUCCUUCAAAGUUCGUGAACGGGUCUGCGCAUAUCGCAAUCGAAGGAAAAAGGCAACAUUUGGUAGAUUUUUCUGGUUUUCUUGGUGGAGCAUCCUGUGUCUCUGAUAUCACACCCAAAUGGUCCCGUGUGGUAAUUGAUAACCAUAGCAUGUGCUGUCAUUCUAAACGACCUUUUGGUAUCACUAGCGAAUAUAAGCUGUCCCCCAAUUCCUUUAGCCAAGAAACAGAGAGUUUUAUUCAUAAUGUCAUAAACAUGAGCUUCUUUGAACGUCUGACUUUAGCUUGGCAGAUAAUGUUCCCGACACCAACGUCUAGAAGGAACUCUAAUGCAAAUAUUGCCAAGCAACGCUUGAAGAUGAUCCUCUUCUCUGACCGGUGUGUAGUUAGCGAUGAAGCAAAACAGAAGAUAGUGAGCAAUGUUGUGAAUGCUCUAUCAGAUUUCGUAGAGAUAGAAUCAGAAGAUAAAGUUCAGCUAAGUGUCUCUACGGAUCCAGACCUUGGGACUAUUUACUCUGUCACGGUGCCCGUCCGGCGGGUGAAACCAGAAUAUCAAGAUGAAGAUGAGGUUGGAACAAUAACGAAUAUUGAGUACAAAGAUACUGGUGAAAGGUCUGGUUCGGUUGAUGUCAGGUUCGAUUUCUAUGUUCCGAAUGAAAAUUGAAUGGUUUGGGGGUGUGAAAUAUGGUGAUGCCUGAUCCUCAGCGAGAAGGGAGGGGAAAAAAAGAGAAUAAUAUGUAUUUGUAACAGAUCGAUAUUCAGGUUUUUAGCCAUUUGAAUGGACUUUUAGGUUUGUAUAUAUUUUUUCUGUUCAUGAACUUGCUAGAAGUGAAAUUUUCACUUGAAAUGAUGAUUCUGGUGAGAUUACAUUA